Messenger RNA from Arachis ipaensis, 1347 nucleotides. RefSeq names its product small ribosomal subunit protein eS7. Gene Ontology annotation, molecular function: structural constituent of ribosome. The record is from RefSeq and is a predicted model, not a curated record. Gene Ontology annotation, biological process: rRNA processing; translation; ribosomal small subunit biogenesis. NCBI's taxonomy places the organism in Eukaryota, Viridiplantae, Streptophyta, Magnoliopsida, Fabales, Fabaceae. Gene Ontology annotation, cellular component: small-subunit processome; ribosome; 90S preribosome.
UGGAGGGGUCGACGUGUCUGCUGAAGCAGACGGCGCGAAGUCAAUUGGAACAGAGGACAACCAUUUGAAGCUAGGCAGAUGGCGGGGUGGACGGCGACGCGAACGGCGGUGUGGAAGUGGUCACGGAAGCUGCAAUGCAACCAGAGAAGCGAAGCAAAGGAAAGACCGACAAUUCCGGAGCCAAGGACGGUCGCGACAGCCAUGCGAGCACGAGAAGCAACCGGCCUAGCGGGUUAAGCGGGCGACGGUGGCAUGUUCGCGGCGGAUGAAGGUCUGCUUGGAGUUCGGAGGUGUUAGAGCGACGCGACGCACACACGCAGCGGCCUAGAGAAGGAGGACGAAGUUUGAAAUCCGGGUCCGGACCCGGAUUGGACCCGCGUUUCCUUGGUUCUGGGCCUGGAUCUGACCAAAAAAAGAACGAACGUAGUCGUCAAUGUACUCAAUUUAAGAGAAGGUUCACGUCCAAAAAAAAAAAAAAAAGAGAAGGUUUGAUUGGAAACCCUAGGGUUUUCUCUUUGCUGCAAACUCAGAGCAGGUGACUCUUACUCCUUCCACAUAUCCCCGGCGCCUGCGUCUUGCUCAGAGUUGUGAAGAUGUUCACAUCAAGGAAGAAAAUCCACAAAGACAAGGAUGCUGAGCCAACUGAGUUUGAAGAGUCAGUUGGGCAGGCAUUGUUUGAUCUUGAAAACACCAACCAGGAUCUUAAGAGUGACCUCAAGGAUUUAUAUAUCAAUUCCGCAGUUCAAGUUGAUGUUUCUGGGAAGAACCGCAAGGCUGUUGUUAUCCAUGUCCCUUACAGAUUGAGGAAAGGCUUCAGGAAGAUUCAUGUUAAGCUUGUUAGGGAGCUUGAGAAGAAGUUUAGCGGCAAGGAUGUAGUCUUGCUUGCCACCCGGAGGAUAGUGAGACCUCCAAAGAAGGGUUCUGCCGUUCAACGCCCCCGAACCCGCACCUUGACUGCUGUUCACGAGGCAAUGCUGGAGGACAUUGUAUUGCCUGCUGAGAUUGUUGGAAAGCGUGUGAGGUAUAGACUCGAUGGAUCCAAAGUUAUGAAGGUUUUCUUGGAUCCAAAGGAGCGAAACAACACGGAGUACAAGUUGGAGACCUUUUCUGCUGUGUACAGGAAGCUGUCUGGCAAAGAUGUCGUGUUCGAGUAUCCCAUAGCAGAGAAUUAGAUUCAGUGUUAGCUUGGAAUUUGUUUUGAGAAUUGCAUAUGAUUAAUGCUUGUUAAAAUUUUGCCUAGUUUUUUGCUUGAGCAUGUUUCUUCUCGAAUUACUGGUUUUUGACAAUGUAGUAUCUAAUUUUUAUGCUCCGAUAAAAGGUUUAAUUUAUUCGCAGGUGUUCAAUUUU